GACCCCUCCCACCUGCCGCCCGGGCUCUCCCACUCCCUCGGUCCUGACGUCAGGAGGCAGGAGUGUGGGGACCCACUACACACCCACCCGCCCGCACCAAAUAUUUUAAAUUCAUCAGGAAGCUGUUAGUAGUCUCAGUGCAAGAGAGGGAGGCAGCAGCAGCAGCAGCGGCAGCAGGAGGGUGGGGAAAGCCCAGGGCUCUGCUGGAGGAUUCUGCUGGCCGCAAGGGUCACAAAAAGAGCAGUUGUUUCUGCUCUUGCUUCUUACAGAACACAGAAAAGACCACAACAUGUCAUCUGAUCAAACUUCCCAUUCUGCCGUGCCACCUCUUCAUUCUCCAAAGUCGCCUGUAUGGCCUACUUUCCCCUUUAACCGGGAGGGAAGCAGGAUCUGUGAAAGGGGUAGCCACCUUCUUCGGGAUUUACCUAGUCCCCUUCCCACCAAAAGAACCAGGACAUACUCUGCGACGGCUCGUGCCUCUGCUGGUCCUGUCUAUAAGGGUGUAUGCAAACAGUUUUCACGGUCCCAGGGCCAUGGCUUCAUCACCCCAGAGACGGGUGCAGAGGAUAUAUUUGUCCAUGUGUCUGACAUUGAGGGGGAGUAUGUCCCAGUAGAAGGAGAUGAGGUCACAUACAAAAUCUGCCCCAUCCCACCAAAGAAUCAGAAGUUCCAGGCUGUGGAGGUGGUGCUCACCCACUUAGCUCCACACACAAAGCAUGAAACAUGGUCUGGUCAGAUAAUUGGUUCAUAAACUGCCUUUUUUGUUUUUUUGAAGCCUGUCGGCCAACUCCACCAGGAAGUGGAGUUGGGUGGUGGUGCGGGUGAUGCAACAGCUGCAGAAGCGAUGGAAGAGAAGCCAGGCUGGCAAUUCUUGUUUCCAGUGUGACAUGUUUGCGUUUAUAUCUUGUUUUUUUUCUAAGAUUUACCUUUGUUUGCAACUGUAAAUUUUUUCAAGAUGAUAAGCAGGAAGUUAGGAAAGAGCUGUGGAGUGGACUUCCUCUUAUGUGUCUUAAUUGUAUCUAUUUGGGCAAAAAUCAAAGCUCCUAUUUUGUGUUUGUGUGUGUGUCCAUUCAGAAAGACUGGUAUCUUGCUGCUACCCUGAACACAUUCAAAAA
Messenger RNA from Heteronotia binoei (common prickly gecko), 1115 nucleotides. It is a transcript of the gene CSDC2, whose product is annotated as cold shock domain containing C2. The transcript has 5 exons. Gene Ontology annotation, biological process: regulation of mRNA stability. The record is from RefSeq and is a predicted model, not a curated record. The coding region runs from base 290 to 751 and encodes 153 amino acids. Lineage: Eukaryota; Metazoa; Chordata; Lepidosauria; Squamata; Gekkonidae. Gene Ontology annotation, cellular component: cytoplasm. Gene Ontology annotation, molecular function: mRNA 3'-UTR binding.